Bacillus rossius redtenbacheri is the source of this 1930-nucleotide messenger RNA. RefSeq lists its product as uncharacterized. The transcript has 5 exons. The record is from RefSeq and is a predicted model, not a curated record. The coding region runs from base 350 to 1783 and encodes 477 amino acids. Lineage: Eukaryota; Metazoa; Arthropoda; Insecta; Phasmatodea; Bacillidae.
UUUCCCGAAGAUACAGCGGCAAAGUCAAGUGUUUAUUUUUGAAAUAUUAAUGGAAGUUAAACAAAAUGAGACAGAAAGAAAAGUUUCCUAUUGUUCUUGCUCUUUUCUAUUUCAUCCCAGCGUAUUGAGAUUUUCUGUGCUAAUACUAACCUUUUAGCAUUUUUAAGUAAUAAUAAUGGAUAAUCGGACUGAGCUGUCUCGUUACGGUUAGUUAACAAACCUAAAUAGGGUAUUAAUUACUUGUUUGUUAUUAAUAAAGGUUAUAAACCUAAUAGUUUAAAAGGUAGAUUGCAGCAAUGCCUCUUGGUACAUAUUACGGUCAGCGCUCAGAAAUGUAAAAUUUCUAUUUAUGCAUUUAGUCCAGGAGUUGUACACCUAUACUGCUGUUGCUGCUGCUGUAGCUGUGGAGCUGUCUAGAAGCAAAGAAACUUCCAUAGAUGAUCAUCUGUGUGUUCUUCGAGACCGUUUUACAGCCAAGGAUGCAGGUGUAAGUCAGGCCUGUGUUGCCAAAUGUGCAGUGCAGCAGAACGUCAGUCAGGACUCGGCAUAUGGUUCUCAAGAUGCGGACUCCUCCAGUUCCCAGCAGAAUCACGAGCAAAGUGCCACAACACCACAGCAAACACUGGUGGUCCCAGAGACACAGCAAGAUUCGCAGACCGCAAGUGCCCCAGCCGAUUGGGCAGGAGUUCUAGACCCUGGUCACGAGAGGAAAAGUCCUGACAUUGACUCGAUCUGCAAUGCCCUGGGAAACCUUGCCACCGACAGCGCCGACUGUCGCGUCGGUGCCAGAGAAGAAAGCCGCGACGACCAGCAGGACGUGCGGAAGGCUGCAGUGGAAAACGCCCGCUUCAUAUACGCCAUCAUCGGUCUGAGGUUCGCGGCGAGGAGGGAGGCCUUCGUCCCGGCCAGCACGGUGAACCACUUCCUAGGCGCUGCCGGCAGCUCGGGCCCCAGCCUGCUGGCGGCGGCGGACUGCGACGUGGCGAGCGCGCUGGUGCAGUAUCACACCCAGCGGGCCCACGAGCACCUCCUGCAGAGCAUGAACCAGGCGGUGGGGGCCCUCGGCACCCUGAUACUGGACCCGCGGCCUCGCGUGGUCCGGGAGCGCUUCAACGGCUGGGAGAACUCGUCGGAGCACUACGUCCUCGACAACGUCUGUUCCGCUCUCGACUUCCUCUGCGACGAGGGCGGCGAUUCCUCCGAGUACGUCACGACUUGUGUGGAGCUCGUCAGAUCUUUCGUGGACAAAGUAAUGGAGGAUGAAGAUGACAAUAAGUUCGUGAUGUGGGAGCAGCAGUGCGGGAUGCUGCUCAGACUGCUGGGGCACAGACACGUGUGCGGGUCGGCGCUGAGCCUGCUCGUCGAGAACAUACAGCGUCUGGCGGACGGCGUGAGGCGCGACGCCGGACUCCCCGCGCCGGAGCGCGUGCAGGGGAUGCACCGGUCGGCCUCCGCGGAGUCGAGGAGCUUCUACGUCUUCAGCCUGGCGGAGGAUCUCCUCGUCCGGUACAGGAAGAUCCACGGGGACUUGGCCGCCAGGUGCAGCGAGGCGGACGGCUCGCGAGAGCCCCGCCGAGGUGCGAGAACCGUGGACGCACUCUGGAGGGACGCUUUCAGCCACGAGGACGACGCGAGCUCGAAGCUGAGGAGUUCCCGGCAGUUGAUAUCCGCCUGGAAAACUUCCUUGGCAAGUGCGGCCAUGACUUUCACGAACCACAACGCCCACCUCCUGAGUAUUUACGCAUGGUCUUGUGUCGAUCUGGCGAAGGAUCUGCAGCAGUAGACGGGAUGUUCUCUUGUCGGCUGCUGGUCGUGCACGUGUGGAAUGUGUAAUUACUGUUCGUUUGGUUGUACCCAAUUGUUUCCAUUGGAAACUGUAAUGUUUUAAUGCAAGAUGUUAUAAAUAAAAUUUGAGGGAAAUGUAAUAAAA